Molecule: messenger RNA, 1064 nt
Organism: Aaosphaeria arxii CBS 175.79
Lineage: Eukaryota; Fungi; Ascomycota; Dothideomycetes; Pleosporales
Product: replication protein A, subunit RPA32
Exons: 4
Coding region: 71-886 (271 amino acids)
Biological process (GO): DNA replication; nucleotide-excision repair; double-strand break repair via homologous recombination
Cellular component (GO): site of double-strand break; nucleus; DNA replication factor A complex
Molecular function (GO): DNA binding
Source: RefSeq, a predicted model, not a curated record
GUCCUUUGCCUGCUUGGUUGUCGGUCAUAGACAGUGGUCAUAAUCACACCUUCUUCGCUACAACGCAAACAUGAGCUACAGUAACAACUACGAAACGUCUUACACAUCAUAUGGUGGAGGAGGUGGAGGCGGCGGGGGGUUUAUCCCUGGUGACGGCAGCCAGAAUAGUCCCAGCGGCGGUCCAAAGGAUUAUACUCGUGACACUGUUCGCCCCGUUACGAUCAAGCAAAUCAACGAUGCACAGUCCGUUGGCGAAGAAUUCAAGAUUGACGGAGCACAAGUAGCACAACUCACUUUCGUCGGCCAAAUCAGAAACGUCUCGUCACAAACAACGAAUUUAACCUACAAGCUCGACGACGGUACCGGUAGCAUGGAAGCAAAGCAUUGGAAUGAUAAGGAUACGGCCGAUGAACCAAGCCCGGGGAGAGAAAAGCUAGUAGAGGGUGCAUACUGCCGGGUUUGGGGCAAGCUGAAGAGCUUCAAUGACCGCAAGCAUGUCGUCGCCACUAUCAUACGCCCAGUGGAAGACAAAAACGAGAUCUCAUACCACCUACUCGAAGCGACAUAUGUGCACCUACAUUUUACGCGGGGCCCGAUCGGUGAAGGCUCAGGUGGUGGAGGAGGCUCGAAUGGAGCAGCACAGCAACAAGACAGCGGAGGUCACGGAGGCGCUGCGUUGGCAGGUCAUAAUUCGGUCGCAAAGAGGGUAUAUGAAUACCUGAGGACAACACCACAGACAAACGAAGGUCUACAUCAGCAAGACAUUGCAUCAAAUCUUAAGAUUGAUGCUGCCGAGGUCUCAGCUGCUGGAGAUCAAUUACUCGCUGACGGUUUGAUAUACACGACCGUGGAUGAUUCAACAUGGGCUAUAUUAGAGACGGACUAGGGAGCCAGGAUGGAAGAUUCGACUACUCUGAGUAGAAUUGCCACCAUGUAUCAUCAGUAUAGGAAGAAAGCGGUUGCCAAGGCCGAUCAUCAGGAACAGCUCCAACACACAAGAAAACACCAGGAAGCCCAAUGUUCGAGCAUUGAUUGUAUAUGAGAAAUGAUAAGCCUCUCUUGCA